CGUCUGUAAAAUGGGAUUGGUGAGAGGGCUCUCAGGAUGAGAUGGUUAAUGUAAAGCUCUAAAUAUAGUUAGUGCUUAGCACCUCAGAAGUACUUAGCAGAUGCUUACUGUUACUGUUUCCUCUGCUCAGUGACUACUUGAGCCAAGUGCUGGUGAGUCUUUUUCCAACAUUUCAGUUGAGAGGUCCAGAGGAAUAUUUUUCUGGGAAGUGUUGAUCAUGUUGAUCACCUUUUGUUAGUAUGUAAAAUGGUCACUCUUGAAAGAAUGCAGGAAGUGGGCUUUAAGAAUUGGGUUUCUCAGAGACUGCCAGUGAAUUCGAGAUGAAAGCAUACUUCUCUGGAAUUUAGCUAUAUUUUAGUUACAAUUCUGGAAUUAAUAGGUGAAAUGGGUGUAAAUAUCCAGCCCCUCCUGACUUUCUGAGCUUUAGGCUUGAGGAAAAUGUGGACAACAUAACUACUUCACAGUGUCUAUUUAAAAGAUUCUUAAAAAAAAAAAAAAGAUUUCUUGUUUUGAUAGUGACAAUUUCAAGUAUGCUGAAAAGGACAGAAGACAAUAUGACACCCUCUACCAGUCACCAAGAUUUAACACAUAUUAACAUGUUACCGUGUUUGUUUCACAUCUCUGCCUAUGGAACUCUAUUUUAAGAAUCUCUCAAAGCAAAAGAAACAAGUCAUGGAGAAGAAUGGGAAUAACCGAAAGCUUCGGGUUUGUGUUGCGACUUGCAACCGUGCUGAUUAUUCGAAACUUGCCCCGAUCAUGUUUGGCAUUAAAAUGGAACCUGAGUUCUUUGAACUUGAUGUGGUGGUACUUGGCUCUCACCUGAUAGAUGAUUAUGGGAACACAUAUCGCAUGAUUGAACAAGAUGACUUUGACAUUAACACCAGGCUACACACGAUUGUUAGGGGGGAAGAUGAGGCAGCCAUGGUGGAGUCAGUAGGCCUGGCCCUAGUGAAGCUACCAGAUGUCCUUAAUCGUUUGAAGCCUGAUAUCAUGAUUGUUCAUGGAGACAGAUUUGAUGCCCUGGCUCUGGCUACUUCUGCUGCCUUGAUGAAUAUCCGAAUCCUUCAUAUUGAAGGGGGAGAAGUCAGUGGGACCAUUGACGAUUCUAUCAGACAUGCCAUAACAAAACUGGCUCAUUAUCAUGUGUGUUGCACCCGAAGUGCAGAGCAGCACCUGAUAUCCAUGUGUGAGGACCAUGAUCGCAUCCUUCUGGCAGGCUGCCCUUCCUAUGACAAACUUCUCUCUGCCAAGAACAAAGACUACAUGAGCAUCAUUCGGAUGUGGUUAGGUGAUGAUGUAAAAUCUAAAGAUUACAUUGUUGCGCUACAGCACCCUGUGACCACUGACAUUAAGCAUUCCAUAAAAAUGUUUGAAUUAACAUUGGAUGCGCUUAUCUCAUUUAACAAGCGGACCCUAGUUCUGUUUCCAAACAUUGAUGCAGGGAGCAAAGAGAUGGUUCGAGUGAUGCGGAAGAAGGGCAUUGAGCAUCAUCCCAACUUCCGUGCAGUUAAACACGUCCCAUUUGACCAGUUUAUACAGCUGGUUGCCCAUGCUGGUUGUAUGAUUGGGAACAGCAGCUGUGGAGUACGAGAGGUUGGAGCUUUUGGAACACCUGUGAUUAAUCUUGGAACACGUCAGAUUGGAAGAGAAACAGGGGAGAAUGUCCUUCAUGUCCGGGAUGCUGAUACCCAAGACAAAAUACUACAGGCACUGCAUCUUCAGUUUGGCAAACAGUACCCUUGUUCAAAGAUAUAUGGGGAUGGAAAUGCUGUUCCAAGGAUUUUGAAGUUUCUCAAAUCUAUUGAUCUCCAAGAGCCACUGCAAAAGAAAUUCUGCUUUCCUCCUGUGAAGGAGAAUAUCUCUCAAGAUAUUGACCAUAUUCUUGAAACUCUAAGUGCCUUGGCUGUUGAUCUCGGUGGGACAAACCUCCGAGUUGCAAUAGUCAGCAUGAAGGGUGAAAUUGUCAAGAAGUAUACUCAGUUCAAUCCUAAAACCUAUGAAGAGAGGAUUAAUUUAAUCCUACAGAUGUGUGUUGAAGCUGCAGCAGAAGCUGUAAAACUGAACUGCAGAAUUUUGGGAGUAGGUAUUUCCACGGGUGGCCGGGUAAAUCCUCGGGAAGGAAUUGUGCUGCAUUCAACUAAACUGAUUCAAGAAUGGAACUCUGUGGACCUCAGGACCCCCCUGUCUGACACUUUGCAUCUCCCUGUGUGGGUGGACAAUGAUGGCAAUUGUGCUGCCCUGGCGGAAAGGAAAUUUGGCCAAGGAAAGGGCCUGGAAAACUUUGUGACACUUAUCACAGGUACAGGAAUUGGCGGGGGUAUCAUCCAUCAGCACGAAUUGAUCCAUGGAAGCUCCUUCUGUGCUGCAGAACUUGGCCACCUUGUUGUGUCUCUGGAUGGGCCUGAUUGUUCCUGUGGAAGUCAUGGGUGUAUUGAAGCAUAUGCCUCUGGAAUGGCCUUGCAGAGGGAAGCAAAAAAGCUACAUGAUGAAGACCUGCUCUUGGUGGAAGGGAUGUCAGUGCCAAAAGACGAGGCCGUGAGUGCAGUCCAUCUCAUCCAAGCCGCAAAACUUGGCAACGUGAAGGCCCAGAGCAUCUUGAGAACAGCUGGAACGGCUUUGGGUCUUGGGGUUGUGAACAUCCUCCACACUAUAAAUCCUUCCCUUGUGAUCCUCUCUGGAGUCCUAGCCAGUCACUACAUCCACAUCGUCAAAGAUGUCAUCCGCCAGCAAGCCUUGUCCUCGGUUCAGGAUGUGGACGUGGUAGUUUCGGAUUUGGUGGAUCCCGCCCUGCUCGGUGCCGCCAGCAUGGUUUUGGACUACACAACUCGCAGGAUCUGCUAGGCCUCCCGGGAGGGGACAUGGACCAAGACUCAGAACUUCUUCGUGGAAUCAGGUUGUCUUUUAGAUGAGCGUUUCUUACAAAGCAAAUUUGGUAUUUAGCAGGUGACUUCAGCAGUUAAGUUUUUGCUUUUAGUCUCCUCUUCCAAAGUCACUUUUCCCAACCCGUUUUGGUAGAUGCUGCUCUUUCUGGGGUCAUUUUAGCUCAAACCCUGUAAGUACCAGUCACAAUUUUCUGUGCCAAAGGAGCUGUGAUAGUAGACAAGGAAGCCUUAGGACUCUGCUCACCAGACGUACCACUUAGACCUGCAGGCCUUGCUUGAGAUGGGACCUUGAUAACUGGAGUUUGGAUUAUUAAUCCUUCCUACUCUGACCUUAAACUCAGAUUGCAGAAAGGGAUCCAGUCAGGAAACAGAAGGAAAUCUCACCGUGAAUGGCUAAAGUAAACUUUUUUAAAAACAGCUUUACUGAGAUAUUUUUAAAAGUGUACAAUUUGGUAAGCUUUGACAUAUGUAUAUACCUGUGAAACCAUCACCACAAUCAAGACAUUGGACAUACCUGUCACCUCCAAAUGUCAUUUGCUUAAAGAUGUUAUUUGCUACUACUCUUGGAGAGUCUUGAGCAACUUUAGGGAUCUGAAUUACAGUGGCUUUAAGUGACCUUGUCCUUAUCUUCUUAAGGACAGCUGAGAAGCCACUAGGACUUAACAGCCUCUGAAAGGAGAUUAACCAUCCCCAAAAGAUCUUCGCUAUGGACAAACACCUCUCCCUUCAAUAACUUUUCAUGCUAAUGUUGAGUAUGACCCUGGAGUAUCUCCUAAGGCAGCGUUUGUGGAGCCCGUAUCUGUGAAUCUGGAUUCUGGCGAAAUAUGAUUUUGUGCUUUCAUUGGUGUCUAGAUACAAAGGCUAGGGUUCUUGCUAUCAAUUUCAACCUGGAAGAAAUACAAAUACCCACCAUUUAUUAAGUGCCUACUGUGUGCCAGGUUCUGAACUAGGUGCUCCAUAUACGUUAUUCUAAAUUCUCACAACCUGGGAGGUAGGUGUUUUAAUUUCCAUUUUAUACAACCGCAAAUUAAGUCUUGGCGCGUUUAAGUGAUGGCACCUAAAGCUGUGUGGCUAGUGACUCUCAGAAACAGGAUUUGCUCCCAGGUCCAUCUGUGCUUUUCUGCUAAGCCACACAACCCCUCAAAUAAAAACCUUGCAGAAGAUACCUAUAUCCUAAUUUAGUUCAGACUAACAACAGCUUUAAUAAGACUGUCUCAUUAGCAGAUGACUCAAUUUGUCUUUGAUGCUGUUCCUCAGUGAUAAAUUUAAUCAAAUAUUCUUCUCUGCUGUGGACAUUUUGCCAAUACAGUAUUUUGUCUAGUGACAGGUUUUUAUGGGUACUUUCAGAUGAUCUAAGAAAGCAUAUGCAUGUUUUUCAGAUUCUUAUUUUAGGACAACCAGAAAGUUUCUAUUGUUUCAGUGUUAGCAUACAAAAUAAAGUGUGAAAGAAUCAAUA
Neofelis nebulosa (Clouded leopard) is the source of this 4338-nucleotide messenger RNA. RefSeq names its product glucosamine (UDP-N-acetyl)-2-epimerase/N-acetylmannosamine kinase (gene GNE). The transcript has 12 exons. The coding region runs from base 628 to 2841 and encodes 737 amino acids. Gene Ontology annotation, biological process: UDP-N-acetylglucosamine metabolic process. The record is from RefSeq and is a predicted model, not a curated record. NCBI's taxonomy places the organism in Eukaryota, Metazoa, Chordata, Mammalia, Carnivora, Felidae. Gene Ontology annotation, molecular function: N-acylmannosamine kinase activity; hydrolase activity, hydrolyzing O-glycosyl compounds; UDP-N-acetylglucosamine 2-epimerase activity.